AGAUGCAAUGCCAGCAGACUGCCACUUUAGAUUUGUGUCAGGGUCAAGGUUUUUCGCGCAAGUAUUGGUCCAAUCUCACGAAUUUAUCGACCCUUUCCGUGCUCGAGGUGGAGAUAUGGCGCUAUAGAGGUGGUGAAACAGUCCCGCUAAACAAGGUAAGAACGGCAAGACAUACCAGUCGAUCGUGUUCAGCGUCGAAUCCCACUUUGGUCUCGUUGCGCAGGAGUUUUUGCAUCACGCCCUCAGUCUGUCGCUGCCUCUCGCACUGAUUCUCUUGAGUUGCUGAUAUCGAACACCAGGACUCCUUGUGAAGCCUCAUGCGCACGUUCAUAGAAGUCCAAGAGCGUGGCCAAAUGAACGCCGUCACAACUCAGUGAUCUGCUUCCAAGGCCUCCAAUACAAAGGGCCCACAAAUUGCGGGAAGUGCAUGUCAUCAAAUUAUCAUAGAUCAGAUCCAAUUUCAGUGGGGGGGGGU
Molecule: messenger RNA, 475 nt
Organism: Suillus paluster
Lineage: Eukaryota; Fungi; Basidiomycota; Agaricomycetes; Boletales; Suillaceae
Exons: 2
Source: RefSeq, a predicted model, not a curated record